AUGCUCGCAGUCGCGUCAUCGUCUCGCCGCUACCAUUCGUGCGGCUCGUCGUCCCAGCCUGCAGUCCAAAUCGACGGCCUGGAUCCGUCGGAAGGACUGGAUCCGAUGGUCGUGAUGGCGCGCUUCGUCGGCGAGUCGGGUAUGCGACCUUUCCUAUCAACGGAUGAUGACGCGGCGCCAACAGCUGUGAGCGACGCAGCCAGCGACGCAGUUAGCGACGCAGUCAGCGACGCAGUGAGCGACGCUGGCGAGGAGACAUUUUUCUUCCCCACGCCUCCGCGCAGCCCGCGCGUUAUCUCCCGCGCGGCGCUCGAGUUCCGCCACGGCCGCCGCCGGCAUUCGUUCAGCGGAUUUCAAGAGCUUCCCGCCGGGUGCGGAGUCUGUGGCGUUCCGGAGUCCCUGGAUGGUGCUACUAACGGGGAUAUUAGUCAUCAUGGUGCUAAUAACGGGAUUAUUUGUUAUCCCGGUGAAGAUAACACACACGGUGCAGAAGAUCGCUGUGACCCACCUCGCCUACUUCCGUCUGCAGCUCAAUAUUCCGCACCUCCCGCUGCUGCCGCCACUGCCAUUGCUGCCGACUCUGCCACAGCUGCUGUCACGUCACCGCUUCCUGCUGACGCAAGUGGGCGGCCGGAUCAGAUCUACGGCCCUAAAUCCAACGCCAUGUGGCCACGAAGUCAGAGCCACUCGGCAGUCGUGGGCCGGCGAGAUUCCAGUGAUGGCUCUGAUGCUAUUGGGGGACGGCGCCUGGGCCGGCAUAGGCGCAUACGAUCAGUGGAAGCAGUGAUGGAGAUUUCUGGAGUGGCGGGGCAGGCCACAACAGCAGUGCCUCCCUGGCCCUGCCUCCUCUGCCUCCUUAUCGCCGACAUCACCCCUCUCUCCUCCCUUGUCUCCCCCACCACUGUCCGUGCUGUCGUCUUCAAAGCCCGUCUCUCUGCCGCCACAUUCAAAACCUACCUCUCGACUGUCACGAUCUAA
Molecule: messenger RNA, 978 nt
Organism: Closterium sp. NIES-65
Lineage: Eukaryota; Viridiplantae; Streptophyta; Zygnematophyceae; Desmidiales; Closteriaceae
Source: the annotation of a GenBank genome assembly